CGUUAUAAUGCUGAUGGUUUUCCUCCGAUUCACCUUAUAAUGCGUUUGUGUCUGUAAUGUGUUCUCAGACAGGGAACUGACCCAGAACUGCUGAUUUGAUCAGAUUUUCAUGUGCUUUGCGUCAGUUCUCUGUUACUCGAUCCUAAUUGACAGGUGUGGUCAGGCAUUGGUUUGCACAUUCUGGCUCCAGUUUUCCACAGUCAUGCCACACCUACCCAUCAUGCAUCACUGCCAGACAGAUGAGGUUGGCAUAGAUUCUAACAUGCUUUCACUGCUGACGUAAAUCAGACCAGGAGACCCUUGAAAACUACGUCAGUGGGGUUGUAAGACCGCUUUAGAAUAAAAUCAAGUUCAGGUUUUGGAGCAACAUGACCAUUCCAACGGUUUUUGAAAGGCAAGCUGUCCUGCUGGCUUUCCUAAAGCAAGCCUGUCUGGUUAUGUUAUGAUAGAUGAGCACGUUUGGCAGCACUGCGCACUUGGACUCCAUUAAACGUCAUAAGAAUGUGGCUGUGAGCUCAAGCGUCUCUGGCCGGGACUCAAAUCCUGUGAGGAAGGACGUGAGGAUCUCGACUCCCUCAACCUCGGUCACAGAUCCUCCUGGCGCGUGGCCACGCAUGGGAUCCGCUAUUUAAACCGGACUCAGCUGACAACCCCGUUACAAGCCAGAGACUCGAGGAAAAGCGAGGAAGGGUGAAACAUCCCGAUAACCGUUUCGUUCGUAGUAAUGGAGUUGGCGCGCAACGCCUCCGCGCUUUCGUCGCAGCAGACCAACCGAAUCGCCUUGCCCGGUGGAAGCGACAGUAACGUGUAUUUGUACAUCGUCAUCGUGGUGUCUUUCUACGGAGUCUUCCUCACUGGGAUCAUGCUCGGUUACCUGCGCACCAAACGGCGCGAGAAGAGGCGCACGAACGCCUUCACGCGGCUUCUGCACGAGGAGGAGCAGCGUGAGUGGGGCGCGAGCCAGAAGAAGCACAGCUUCAGCCUCCCCGCGUUUCCCGCCCUGCGCUCCACGCCGGUGCCGUUCAUGCGGGAACCGGGAACCGGCGGCAAGGUUCUCGCGCCUCUGGCGUGCGCGCUGUGCUCGGUGGAGCAGAGCAGCGUGAGCUCCCUCAGCUCCGUCGCCGAUGUGCGCUUCGCCAUUGAAGAGGAGUCUGACAGCGGCGGACACAGUGACUGACCGUCCCGGGAAAACCUCAAAGAAGCGCUCUGAGGUUCCCGCUGCAAACCGUUACUAUGCCGUUUACUAUGGCAACCAUAGUUCGCGCCGAAAAGCAAUGAUUAGCCUACCACAGUUAAUGUUACUAAAAAUAAAACUGUUUUAAGUUGGUACUAGCCACCGUUGCAAUAAUAAAUGUAUUAAAGAAAGUUUCUGAAAGGCCCUUGUACUGUUUUAAGAAAAUCCUGUGUUAAUUUAUUGAGGUUUUACUGUUGUAAAUAACUGUAGUAACUUGGCGGGAACUGUGGUUCACGUGAUGAAAGUUCUCCGAAGUGCCUUGAUGGGAAGCAUGAACUCUUAUGCCAGAAACAGAUUUUUACACAAGCACAUAUCUUGUGAUAUAAAUUGGAUUUGACACGUCUUGGAAUAGGCUACAAUGACGCACGAAAUUCAAAUUGUGUUACUAGAAGUGUAUUUCCUCGCAUACUUGUGUGAAGUAUGUUUCAGGCCUUAAGCGCGAUGUAAACGUUGAGAUAAACCUGGAAGUCACUUGAAGAAAAAACUUUGAAAAUUCAAUUUACUUUAAAGGCCUAUAUCAUUCACACAGAUGUGUAAAUUAUUAAAAAAAAAGAAAAAGAUCUGUAUAUAUUGUUCUAUGUGCAUGGAUAUGUCUAUUUAAAUUGUACCUUAUUUUAUGUGUAAGCUAAAUAAAAUGUUCCUUCAGAAUGUGA
Molecule: messenger RNA, 1887 nt
Organism: Sinocyclocheilus anshuiensis
Lineage: Eukaryota; Metazoa; Chordata; Actinopteri; Cypriniformes; Cyprinidae
Product: potassium voltage-gated channel subfamily E member 4-like
Exons: 3
Coding region: 725-1177 (150 amino acids)
Biological process (GO): ventricular cardiac muscle cell action potential; potassium ion export across plasma membrane; negative regulation of delayed rectifier potassium channel activity
Cellular component (GO): membrane; voltage-gated potassium channel complex
Molecular function (GO): potassium channel regulator activity; transmembrane transporter binding; voltage-gated potassium channel activity involved in ventricular cardiac muscle cell action potential repolarization
Source: RefSeq, a predicted model, not a curated record